Morus notabilis is the source of this 859-nucleotide messenger RNA. Its product is annotated as lachrymatory-factor synthase. The transcript has a single exon. NCBI's taxonomy places the organism in Eukaryota, Viridiplantae, Streptophyta, Magnoliopsida, Rosales, Moraceae. The record is from RefSeq and is a predicted model, not a curated record. Bases 132 to 638 code for a protein of 168 amino acids.
UAUGUUUCCUGUACUAGCACUUAAAUCAAUUCCAUAUAGAACCCAAGUCAACAGAUCAUAUUCUUCUCCUAUAUCUUUUCUCCAUCUCUUCUCUUCUACGUUUUUUCUUUUCCUUUUUUUUUUCUCCUCCAAUGGCUGAAGAAAAGAGCCAGGAAAAAUGGGAAGGAGAAGUCUCUGCUCAGUUGAAAGGCUCAAAAGCACGAGACGUUUGGCCUCUGGUUGCGGAUUUUUGCAGCCUACACAAGUGGUUCCCAACGAUCGACACGUGUCACCAAGUGGACGGUUCGGUCACCGGCGUUCAGCCGGGUGUGAUCCGGUACUGCGGUUCCACGGUAACAUCGCCCUCCGGCGAGACGACUAUCAAGUGGGCCAAAGAGAAGCUCAUAGAGAUCGAUCCAAUCCAACGGCGUCUGAGAUACGAGGUGCUUGGUAACAACGUGGGAUUCAAGUAUUGGGUGGCGAACAUGCAAGUAUUGCCGAUCGACGGUACUGAUGACGGGGGCGGGAGCGAGAUCAAGUGGUCGUUUGUUGGAGAUCCGGCUGAGGGUUGGACUUAUGAGAUUAUGUUGUCGUAUUAUGACUCUUCUCUCCAAUCCAUUGCUAAGAAAAUGGAAGAUGCUUUGAGCUCUCAGGUCUAGUUGGGGCGGCUGAAAAUGGUUUGACUCUUCUAUUCUACGAUAAUGAUGUAUUGUGUUUGGCUAUUUGUACUUGUCGUUCUUUUUCUUUUUGCUUCAAACCUGCGUGUCAUCAUUAUAAGUUGUAAUUUAUUUUGUUGUUUUCUUUGAAAUGGGCACGGAUCAUCUUUCUAAUAUUGGUGUCCAAAAUAACCCAAGGGUUAUAACAUUAACCAUAUCAAUAU